CUUUCGCGCACCUCCUCGACCGCACCUUCUCUUCACAAUAAGCCCUCUCAAUCGCCCAAAGCAUGUCGACCAUAACGCAGCGAGCAUCGCAAAGCUCGUAUCAGCCUAUUCUCCCCAAACCCUUCAACGCGAACCAACCGAAAACAAUUCGCCUGUACCCUCUGAGCAAUUACACUUUUGGAACGAAGGAUGGUCAGCCAGAAGAGGACCCAUCUGUGCUAGCGCGACUGAAGCGACUCGAAGAACACUAUCAGGAACAUGGCAUGCGGCGGACUUGUGAGGGGGUCCUGGUCUGCCAUGAACACAAUCAUCCACACAUUUUGAUGCUGCAGAUCGCGAAUGCCUUUUUCAAGUUACCUGGCGACUACCUUCGCGCCGAAGACGACGAGAUCGAGGGCUUCAAGGCUAGGCUGAACGAGCGCCUUGCGCCGGUUGGCACCCAAUUCACAGGUGAAGGCGUCAACGAUGAGUGGCAGAUCGCAGAUACUUUGGCACAGUGGUGGCGACCCAAUUUCGAGACCUUCAUGUACCCUUUUAUUCCUGCGCAUGUGUCGAGGCCGAAGGAGUGCAAGAAGCUCUACUUUAUCCAACUACCACGGAGCAAAGUGUUGAGCGUCCCGAAGAACAUGAAGCUGCUCGCAGUCCCCCUAUUUGAGCUCUACGACAACACCGCACGCUAUGGCCCUCAACUCUCCGCCAUCCCUCAUCUCCUUUCUCGCUACAAUUUCGAGUUUGUGGAUGAGAACGGCCAGGUAGUGGCGGUAACCCCCGGCGGCGGUCCCUUGGAAGGCGGGAAUGUCCAGACAAAGGUGCUAGCAGGAGGGGAGGAUGUCAAGAUGGGGGAACAGAACGGGGAUGCGUCAAGUGAGAAUACUCUGUCGUGAGAGACAGGCUCUAUGCUCACGUGCAGUGUGUUCUAACGGGCCUUGCUCUAAGUCAGGUUGAAGUGCAGUGUACUUGGGUUCUACGGUGCCCCUCGAAUCUCAAAAUCUUCCAGAGACUGCUUCGUCUUGUAGUCUUGAGGCGCACAUCCGGCUCGGCGUUUUUGAGAAGCUUUCUGGUGGGUUUCUAUAUCUGCAGCUUCUUCGCCGCAACAAAGCGGGCGGGAGCAUUGGGAAAAUCAAGUAGAAUAGGGUCCGUCAGACCAACUACCAAUUCAUUGAAAAUGAAUAGCAUAAACUC
Messenger RNA from Lindgomyces ingoldianus, 1182 nucleotides. Its product is annotated as cleavage and polyadenylation specificity factor, 25 kDa subunit. Bases 63 to 884 code for a protein of 273 amino acids. Gene Ontology annotation, molecular function: mRNA binding. The record is from RefSeq and is a predicted model, not a curated record. Lineage: Eukaryota; Fungi; Ascomycota; Dothideomycetes; Pleosporales; Lindgomycetaceae. The transcript has 4 exons. Gene Ontology annotation, cellular component: mRNA cleavage factor complex.